This is a messenger RNA of Oryctolagus cuniculus (rabbit), 2167 nucleotides long. The record is from RefSeq and is a predicted model, not a curated record. NCBI's taxonomy places the organism in Eukaryota, Metazoa, Chordata, Mammalia, Lagomorpha, Leporidae.
GAGAGAGGGAGAAGGAAAGGGGGCUUAUGCGCAUGUUCGCAGAACAAGCUAGAGACAUAAUGGGGAGCUGAGGAGAGGCUCAGUGUGGGAAAUAAGGGUCCGAGAUGCUGCAAGACAUUCAAGUGGAGGCGUUGAGUUAGAGGAAGGGAGAACACCAGCUCAGCGGCAUCAGCUGCACGUUCCGCUCGGAUGACCAUGCAGACAUCCUGCAGCUCAGGCUCCUCCAGCUUCUGUCCUCAGAGGCCCCAGAAGACUGAAAGAUGGCGGCAGCCAAGCUUUUGCCACCGUCAGCAGGACUUCAGGCCAAGGUGACCUUCGAUGAUGUGGCUGUGCUCCUCUCCCAGGAAGAGUGGGACCAGCUGGGCCCUGCUCAGAGGGGCCUCUACCGAAACGUGAUGAUGGAGACGUAUGGGAACGUGGUUUCACUGGGAAUUCCAGGAUCUAAGCCCAUCGUGAUCUCCCAGCUGGAACGAGGGGAAGACCCAUGGGUUCUGGAUGGCCAGGGGGCUGAGAAGAGCCAGCGCCCAGGGAGUAAUUACUCAGAUGACCUCAAAUGUGACUACACUGCACCCUGUGUGCAACAAGACAGUUUACUCGGGGGAUGUAAAACCAAAGAAGAGAACCAAAAUACAGAGUUGGAUGUGAUGGUGGGGAAAACACCCCCAGGAAGGAUUGAUCAAGGACCUGAUAAAACAGAGCAAAGCUUUGGCCACCGUCCAAACUCUGUUGGCCACCGCGAGGUUGAGGUGUUGAAGCAGAGCAUGGCACUUACUCCAGCAGCUCCUAAUGGAGAGAGGCCCUACAUAUGCAUCGAGUGUGGGAAGUGCUUCGGUCGGAGCUCGCAUCUCCUUCAACAUCAGCGAAUCCACACUGGAGAGAAACCUUAUGUGUGCGGGGUGUGUGGGAAGGCCUUUAGCCAAAGUUCAGUCCUCAGUAAACACAAGAGGAUUCACACGGGUGAGAAGCCCUAUGAGUGCAAUGAGUGUGGAAAAGCCUUCAGGGUGAGCUCAGAUCUUGCUCAGCACCACAAGAUCCACACGGGAGAGAAGCCCCAUGAGUGCCUCGAGUGCCGGAAGGCCUUCACUCAGCUCUCGCACCUCAUUCAGCACCAGCGGAUCCACACGGGCGAGCGGCCUUAUGUGUGUCCCUUGUGUGGGAAAGCCUUCAACCACAGCACCGUGCUGCGCAGCCACCAGCGAGUGCACACCGGGGAGAAGCCCCACAGGUGCGGUGAGUGUGGGAAAACCUUCAGCGUGAAGAGAACGCUGCUGCAGCACCAGAGGACCCACACCGGGGAGAAGCCCUACACCUGCAGCGAGUGCGGGAAGGCCUUCAGUGACCGCUCAGUCCUCAUCCAGCACCACAACGUGCACACGGGGGAGAAGCCCUACGAGUGCGGCGAGUGCGGGAAGGCCUUCAGCCACCGUUCCACCCUGAUGAACCACGAGCGGAUCCACACGGAGGAGAAGCCCUACGCGUGCUAUGAGUGUGGGAAGGCCUUUGUUCAGCACUCACACCUGAUCCAGCACCAGCGGGUGCACACUGGGGAAAAGCCCUAUGUGUGUGGUGAGUGUGGCCAUGCCUUCAGUGCACGCCGGUCUCUGAUCCAGCAUGAGAGGAUCCACACAGGCGAGAAGCCCUUCCAGUGCACAGAGUGUGGCAAGGCCUUCAGCCUGAAAGCAACUCUGAUUGUGCACCUGAGGACUCACACGGGCGAGAAGCCCUACGAGUGCAACAGCUGCGGGAAGGCCUUCAGCCAGUACUCGGUGCUCAUCCAGCACCAGAGGAUCCACACGGGCGAGAAGCCCUACGAGUGCGGGGAGUGCGGCCGCGCCUUCAACCAGCAUGGGCACCUGAUCCAGCACCAGAAAGUGCACAGGAAGCUGUGACCUGCAGCUGCCAGGGCAGCACGUGAUCCGAGCUGCAUGGGACUGCGGGCAUCCUGCAUCCCAGAAGAGCCACGUGACCCCACAGGCAGUGCCUGAUGAUCCCGUGUCACAGAGUGCACCAGACACCUUCUCUCUGCCUGUAUGAUUACAGUUGUAAUGAAUUGUGGUAAAGGUAGCCAUAACAACAUUAUUGAAGUGAGUAGGGCGCAUUAAGGCAUAAGAACUAUUGUCCCGGUAAGACUCAUUUACAUUUCAAAUAAAGAUUUUCUUCCCCCUGA